Molecule: messenger RNA, 4119 nt
Organism: Oncorhynchus mykiss (rainbow trout)
Lineage: Eukaryota; Metazoa; Chordata; Actinopteri; Salmoniformes; Salmonidae
Cellular component (GO): nucleus; PML body
Molecular function (GO): zinc ion binding; ATP hydrolysis activity
Source: RefSeq, a predicted model, not a curated record
GUUAUGGGCGGGGUCAUGUCCCGCUGGGCGGUGCCCUCGCGCUGGACUUGUGCAUGUUGACCACGCCCCUUCUGCAUUUCGGAGAAGAUGGCGUCGCAAGUACAGAGAGGAGUGCCUCUAAGUGCGCUCUGUCCCAAGUUCCUCCACACAAACUCCACCAGCCACACCUGGCCCUUCAGUGCGAUCGCUGAAUUAAUAGAUAAUGCCUAUGAUCCAGAUGUCAAUGCCAAGCAGUUCUGGAUUGAUAAGACCCAGUUCAAAGGCCAAGACUGCCUCAUCUUCAUGGACAAUGGAAAUGGGCUGGACUAUGAAAAGAUGCACAAGAUGCUCAGUUUCGGUUACAGUGACAAGACAGUCAUAAACGGCCAGCACCCGAUUGGUCUCUACGGUAACGGUUUCAAGUCGGGGUCCAUGCGUCUGGGACGAGACGCCAUCGUGUUCUCCAAGUCUCUAGAUGGAGACACCAUGCAUGUAGGCAUGCUCUCACAGAGCUACCUGGCACAGAUUAAAGCAGAGCAGAUCAUCGUACCCAUUGUCUCCUUCCAACGCGUUGCACACAACCAGUUCCGUGUGAAUGAGAAGCACAAGGCCAGUCUGCAGGACAUCCUGUAUUACUCUCUCUUUAAGACGGAGAACGAGCUGCUCACAGAGCUCAAAGCCAUCAACUCCACUUGCUCCAUGGGCUCUUCAGGAACACGCAUCAUCAUCUGGAGCCUGCGCAGGACAUUAACAGGACAGACAGAAUUUGAUUUCACAACAUCCAGUUACGACAUCAGAAUCCCGUUGGAUGUGUUGGAGAGCACCAGUGAGCAAUACAGGCGGUCGGAGCUGCUCACAAAACCAGAGAGUUACUACUCGCUACGUGCAUACUGCAGUAUUCUGUACCUGAAGCCGCGUAUGCAGAUCGUCAUUCGAGGGCAGAAAGUGAAGACUGAGCUCAUCUCCAAGAGCCUGGCAUACAUCGCUAAGGACUAUUACAAGCCCAACUUUGUGAACAGACGUAUUCCCAUCACGUUUGGGUACAACACCAAGAGCAAAGACCAAUAUGGCAUCAUGAUGUACCACAAGAACCGCCUUAUAAAACCUUAUGAGCGAGUGGGCGUUCAACUCAAGGCCAACAUCCAAGGUCUCGGGGUCAUUGGGGUUAUCGAGUGUAACUUUCUGGAGCCCACCCACAACAAGCAAGAUUUUGACAAUACCGACAAAUACAGGAAAACCAUCAACAACUUAGGGGUUAAGCUGGAGGACUACUGGAAAGAGAUCCGCUUUAAAAGAGACAAAGAAGAUCCUAACAGCACCGUACCAGUGGAAGACACCAUGAAGCGCCCGGACCAGAACUGGGUGCAAUGUGACACCUGCCUGCGCUGGAGGAAGCUGCCAGAUGGGAUUGAUUGCAGACUGCUCCCAGAGAAGUGGUUCUGCCACAUGAAUCCCGACCCCCAAUUCAGGAGCUGCAUGGUAGAGGAAGAGCCUGAAGACUCCGAUGAUGACCAACCUUCAUACCAGAAAACCUACAAGCAACAUGAAAGGAACACCAAAAUGCAGCAGGAGUGGAAACGACAACAGUAUGAAGAUGAGCAGAAGAAGGCAGAGCGGAUGCGGAUCGCAGCGCUGGCUCGGCAGAACGAAGCUCUGAGGCGCCAACAGGAGGACCUGAAACUGCAGCUAAUAAAGACAUCGAGCUUCAGGACAGCUGUACAGAUGUCUCCAGCUUCUGCUCCCCCUACAGUCAGAGUUAAUGUGAAGGCACCACUGAGCACUAGGGCUACCACAGCAUCACCACUCAGUGCUAGGCCCAGAUCAUCUCCUCUCAGGAUCUCUCCCCUCACUCAAUCAGGGACCAGCCCUUCCUCCAACCACAUGCCCAUCAUCUCUAGCGUGUGCUCUCUUUCAACCCCUCCAGCCCCUUCAACACCUUCAAGAAUGAAGAGAACAUUGGCCAUGACCUCUGAAAGGGACACCAAAAGACCCAGGGUGAACGGUUUCCACCAAAACACCUCUAUGGGAUCCGCAUCAACGGCAGCAGAGACGAAUGUGUCAUCCCCAUCAGUCAUCAUCCCGAUUGACGAUGACGAUGAUGAGAUCACGGAUGACGAUGACAUUGUUAUCUUGGAGACCAACAGCACCCCUAUUCCAAAGAAGGCAACCUUUGACAUGGGCAAGGUAAAGUCAGAGAGUAGGGCUGUGGAAACCCCUUCUGGCACUGGCAAUGUUAGGACCAAUGGCAUAGGAACAAGCUCCGUGGAAACGGGAACCGCAGCGACCAACCUCUCCCCUCUACCACCUUCCUCAGAGCAGAUGAGCAUCACCACCCAGACAGACAUACGGGGUGACGUGAAGGAUGAAGAGGAGGAGGAGCGAAAGAAAAAGGAGGAAGUGGAAAAGGAGAAGGAGAGAAUAGAGAACUGGACAAAAGUGAAGAACAAAGAAGAGGACAACAAGAAGAAGGAGGAAAGAGAUAGGAAGAGAACAGAACCAGGCCAAUCCUCUGCAGGCCCAUCCUCUGCAGGCCCAUCCUCUGCAGGCCCCUCCACACCAGGCCCCUCCACACCAGGCCCCUCCACACCAGGCCCCUCCACACCAGGCCCCUCCACACCAAACCCCUCCACACCAGGCCCCUCCUCUGCAGGCCCGUCCUCUGCAGCCCCAUCCACACCAGGCCCAUCCACACCAGGCCCAUCCUCUGCAGGCCCAUCCUCUGCCGGCCCAUCCUCUGCAGGCCCAUUCUCUGCUGGCCCAUCUGUCCCAGACCCAUCAGACCUUCCUCGGAUUGACUUCCGUAACCUGUCAGAGGCACAGGAGCAGCAAGAUCAGCUGCUGGAGCUCAUGCAGGCUGCAGCCCAUGAGAGGGACCAGUUCAAGGAACAGGUCCACAAGCUGACCUGCCAGCUCCAUGACCUGGAGGGCAGCAUGCAGGAGCAUUCCCGGGCCGCUGUGAAGAGAGAGCAAUGCCACCUGGCAUGUCAGACUGGAGCAGGGGAUGGAGAACGAGAGCCGGCAGAGGGGAGUAAGGUCAGUGACCAGCUGGCUGUACAGGUAGACACUCUGCUCCAGGACCUCAGCAAUGCCAACUGUGAACGUGACAUGCUACGCUCCCAGGUGGAGGCUAUGAAAGAGGAGAAGGGCAACCUCUUGUCCCAGUGUGAGACGCUGCAGCUGGACGUGGUGGAGCUGAGGAGGGAGAAACAAGAGUGGGAGAGAGAGAAAGAGGAGAGAGAGAAACAGGAGAGAGAAGCAGCUCAGGCUGCAGCUGCCCAGACAGAGAGGGGAGACGUAGCGGCCACUAGUGCUGCUAAUGGCUCGACCUCGGAGGCACCCCAGACGCUGAGGGAGCUUCGGAGGAGCAUUGGUCGUCUCCUUGUCACGUUUGUUCCAGCGUUGGACCUUGAACAAGUCAACUACGACUGUCCAGUCAUCGACGAGAUCCUCCAUCAGGUUCUUACUGAUGUGGAGACGUUGGGGCCUGCGUAAGGGCCUGGGGCGGGAUAUGGAUGGAGGGGUUGUCCUCCAUCUAACUCUGUGAGGAGAGGCAGACCUGGAGAUGGUCACAGAGACUUCCUGCCUCUCCUUUUACCUCUGCGUUUUUACACUUUUUAAAUGUAUUUUCUAUGGAUUUUUUACUAGUGAAAGAGGGAAUGAACUGAAAAGUAUUUAUUUGUAUUGCUGUACAAACACUUUUAUAUUGUUCCAUGACCAUGGUGGUACUUAAUGAUGCAACAAACAGUAAGCUAUUUUGCACUGAAACUUUGGGGUUACUGAGUUCAACCUCUCCUUCUCACAAACACUUACUACUCCAAUGUGGAUGGAGGCUCUAGAAUCAUGUCAGUGUUCCGGGAAGAUGUUUUUCUCUUCGAUUACAGGUGACCACAGUGAACUUUCCUGGAAUGAUGUCAGGAACAGAGGAGUUUUCACUUGAUGAGUUAAGGGACAUAGUCUCCACCAUGAUCUGCUCUGUGGCUUGGUAGAAGGACUCCCUUCUCUCCCAAAACAGACAUAGCCAUCAGUUCUACAUCGUUCCUAGAUCAAGACAGAUUAAGUUCAGUAUUCAAUGUUGCAUUCACUCUUAUGUGCUCAUGUUCAUUUAUAUGCUAAGAAAUAAUGAAGACUUUUUCACCCAAA